AACCCUCACAACAGAAAUAUUCGGAAUGAGAAACAGAGUUUACAUUUUCUUGGCCUAAGUUCCGUUUUUGACGGUCUAUACACCAUUUUUUCGCCCCCCUACGAUAGGAUAUUGGUGUUUUGACCAAUCAUCAGGUCAUUAACAAGCUAGUUGUUUGUUGAAGACCAAAAGGUUCUUCAGAAAGAAGUAGUUCACAAGGCACACCGGAGGCUUCUGAAGAUUUCUACAAACAUGAACAAGCACUCUUUCAUUUUUUUGACCACCUGCAUUGUGGCAUCUUCGGCAUGGCAUCUUCGGGUGUCGUUAAAUGACAUUUUUAAGGGGCAAUGUCGAACAGUCAGCCCGAGGGUGUGUCGGAAAAGUUUAGGAAAUAUCGAUCCUGAUUAUAGUUGUGGAUUUAUUUUGAGGAGUGUCUGUGCUGGAAAGAACAAAAUAGAAAGGGUUCGAGUCCGCCGAUCGACAGUUCAGCCAAAUCAUGAACACUCACUCCACGUUACGCCGCUUCCAAAGAAAAUGGCGUUCUAUGACGCGAACUCGGAUGGACAAAUCACCAUUAAGGAGUUUGCGCGAACUCUCGGCCACGACCCGCGAGCCUUUCACGUCAAAGACGCUUUCAAAGUGGCAGACCUUAACAGUGAUGGUGCAGUUGACGCAUUCGAGUUCGAAAAUGAUGCUUGGAUAUUUGAUGACGACUUUGAUGAUGAUGAUUAUGACCUUGAGGACACAGACAUAGAAUCCUACAAAUCUGUGAACUUUGACCUCGUUGAUAGCGAUGAAGACAGUUCCAGUAGCGAGAGCAGCUCAGAUUCAUCAGGAGACAGUUCCGGUGAGUCGGCUUCAGGUGAUGACAGUCAUGGCAGCGGGUCUGGAGAAAGCAACGACAUGUCCUCGGGUGAUGAUUCAAAUGACGACAGCGGAGAUGGAGACUCAAACAGCGACAAUUCAGGGGACAGCAAUUCAUCAAAUUAUAGCAAUGGCGGUCAUUCAAACGAUCACAGCACGGAUGAUAAUAGUGCAGACGAUUCCAAUGACGAUAGCACAGGCGACGAUAACAGCAAUUCAAAUCAUAGCUCAAAGGACGAUGAUAGCAAAGACAGUAAGAGCGACAGCAAAGACGACAGCGACGAAAAGACGGACGAUAAGAAACACACAGACGGAGUGUUGCCUGAUAUGGGAGACCUAAAUCUGGAUGAUAUUGUUCCUAAAGAAAUAGAACUCGGUGACGGGGUUAUUGGAGAGGCCAUAGAUAACGUCAUCGGAGAUGGAAUGGAGUUAGAAGUUCCGGAAUUAGAGGCCCCGGACUCCGACACUUUGAAAAAUGUGGGCAUUGCAAUGGCACUGACCAAAUUCCAACCUUCGCAAAAUCAGAUACAUCCUAAGGUCGGAGGUCAGUCCCAUGGUAUCGAUGAUCACGCCAACCAUAAUCACAAAGAAUUUGACUUCUCCAAGGGUCAAGGCAACUUCUUUGCUUCAGCCAUGAAUCCCAAACCAACAAUGUUGUCCAAUACACUUCUUGGGAUAAGGGGAUCGGGCGCGGGAUCCAGGAUGAGAUCAGUGGACAGUUCACAGGCCAGAGAAAGGUUCAGUUCUAUUGCAAUGAAUAACAGACGAAGAGUUCCGGCGUCACUUUGGCCGUCAUGGAUCGUCUCGUAGCAACAGAAAAAUACUAUCCAAUCACAGAAUACAAUCCAAAUGAAAGAUAUGUCAGCUGCUAAGCUACAAAAAUGGAACAAUAAGACAUUCCUUUUUAUUAUGUUUCAUUAAUUUUUAAAACAUGUUCCGAACUCAUAAUCAAAUGUUUAUUCAGCCUGUUUGUGGCAACAAC
This is a messenger RNA of Saccostrea cuccullata (small rock oyster), 1825 nucleotides long. RefSeq names its product germ cell nuclear acidic protein-like. Gene Ontology annotation, molecular function: calcium ion binding. The transcript has 5 exons. Bases 232 to 1653 code for a protein of 473 amino acids. The record is from RefSeq and is a predicted model, not a curated record. Lineage: Eukaryota; Metazoa; Mollusca; Bivalvia; Ostreida; Ostreidae.